AAUAAAACUCUCUCAUUGAUUGUUGCUCGGUGAAGAAGCAGGGUUGGGUCCUCGGAAUUUCAUACAGAGCCAGUUUUCUGCAACUGCGGCUGUACCUCGCAUUUCUUUAGCUAUUUCAGAUAAACAGGAUAUCGAGGCGCAUGCAGCGCUUAUUUUUUAACGAGUAGCUAGCUAGCAAGGGGGGUUGAACCAAUUUAAAGCAGGUGUCGGUGACCUAGCUAGCUCGUACAUUCAUUUUCGACGAAAGCAAAAAGAGUGCGAAUGACGAGAACGCAUUAACUAAACUAGUUUUCAAUAGGUAACCUAACUAGGGAGUUUGCUCGCUGAAAUAUAACCAGACAUGGACGACAAGUCAUUCACUAAGGAAUUGGAUGGGUGGAUUGAGCAACUCGGCGAAUGCAAACAGCUCUCGGAAAAUCAAGUCAAAGCCCUUUGCGAGAAGGCCAAAGAGAUUCUGACGAAGGAGUCUAAUGUGCAGGAGGUGAGAUGUCCGGUCACCGUGUGCGGAGAUGUCCACGGACAGUUCCAUGACUUGGUGGAGCUGUUUAAAAUCGGAGGGAAGUCUCCGGACACCAACUACCUCUUCAUGGGAGACUAUGUGGACAGGGGCUACUAUUCUGUAGAGACAGUCAGCCUCCUAGUAUCUCUCAAGGUGAGGUACCGUGAGCGAAUCACAAUCCUUCGAGGGAACCACGAGAGCAGACAGAUCACCCAGGUGUACGGCUUCUACGACGAGUGUUUAAGGAAAUACGGAAACGCCAAUGUCUGGAAGUACUUCACAGACUUAUUUGACUAUCUGCCCCUAACUGCACUGGUAGAUAACCAGAUCUUCUGUCUCCACGGUGGACUGUCCCCCUCUAUAGACACACUGGAACACAUCAGGGCGCUGGAUCGCUUACAGGAAGUUCCUCAUGAGGGUCCGAUGUGUGACCUGCUGUGGUCAGACCCUGAUGACCGUGGCGGCUGGGGCAUCUCUCCCCGCGGUGCUGGCUACACCUUUGGACAGGACAUCUCAGAGACUUUCAACCAUGCUAACGGACUCACCCUGGUCUCCAGAGCUCACCAGCUGGUCAUGGAGGGUUAUAACUGGUGCCAUGACCGUAACGUAGUGACUAUCUUCAGUGCACCCAAUUACUGCUAUCGCUGUGGAAACCAGGCCGCCAUCAUGGAGCUGGAUGACACACUCAAGUACUCCUUCCUUCAGUUCGACCCCGCCCCUCGCAGAGGUGAACCCCAUGUGACCCGCCGCACUCCUGACUACUUCCUGUAAAAGAUCCCAAUGCCUGUGAAGUAUUGCUCUAGAUUCUUCUUCGUGAAGAAGUGGGAGAAGGGAGCAUCGGUAUAGAGUUGUGACAAAGUAAGCAUCCAUCAAUCCAUGGACCAAAAUGUGUGCCAUAAUUUCACAAAAUGCAAAAUGGAAAAAAAAAAAUCUGUCAUCUUUAAAGAAGACCACACAACCGACACCCACCACAGUCCAUGGAACCAGUUCCUUCUCUCUCUGUGCAUGAUGUUAUAUUUAUCUCUGAAAAUGAUUCUUCAUUGUAAAGAUUACAGUGUACUAUAUAGUAAUAGGGUGCCAUUUUGGAAGCAGAUAGUCUCAUAGUACCUGCUGGUUUUGUCAGGAAAAAGAUCUGCUUUGAAUUAAUUAAUCUGCUGAGAUUAAGGCUUAAAUGUAACCCUUGUGGUAGGAACAUAAUUCUAGUAUAGAAAGGUUUUGGUAAACCGAACUCAGCAUGGCCUCAAACUGGAAGGUUGCAGUAAACAAACAUGUUAUGUUGUGAACAUUUUUCUAACAGAAAUUCAAUGGCUUUUUUUUGUGUGUGAAUUUUAAAUAAUUGUUUUCAGACUUGGUUGGGCGCUGGAUGGAAUUGAAUUCUUCUUUCUCUUUGCACUUUUGUAUUUAAUGUUUUAUCAUGACACUGACAAACUACAGCAUUCUGUUUUACGCUGCGUUCAGAAAGUAUUCAGACCCCAUGACUUUUUCCACAUUUUGUUACAUUACAGCCUUAUUCUAAAAUUUCUUCCUCAUCAAUCUACACACAAUACCGCAUAAUGACAUCACAAUAACCCAUAAUGACAUCACAAUAACCCAUAAUGACAUCACAAUACCCCAUAAUGACAUCACAAUACCCCAUAAUGACAUCACAAUACCCCAUAAUGACAUCACAAUACCCCAUAAUGACAUCACAAUAACCCAUAAUGACAUCACAAUACCCCAUAAUGACAUCACAAUACCCCAUAAUGACAUCACAAUACCCCAUAAUGACAUCACAAUAACCCAUAAUGACAUCACAAUACCCCAUAAAGACAUCACAAUACCCCAUAAUGACAUCACAAUACCCCAUCAUGACAAAGUGAAAAAAUGUUUUUAGAAAUGUUUGCAAAUGUAAAUAAAAGAAAUACCUUACGUAAGUAGUCAAACCCUUUGCUAUGAGGCUUGAAGUUGAGCUCAGGUGCAUCCUGUUUUCAUUGAACAUCCUUGAGAUGUUUCUAAAACUUGGAGUCAACCUGUGGUAAAUUCAAUUGAUUGGACAUGAUUUGGAAAGGCACACACCUGUCUAUGUAAGGUCCCACAGUUGACGUCAGAGCAAAAACCAAGCCAUGAGGUCUAGAAUUGUCCUAAAGCUCCAAGAUAGGAUUUUUAUUUUACCUUUAUUUAACUAGGCAAGUCCGUUAAGAACAAAUUCUUAUUUUCAAUGACAGCCUAGGAACAGUGGGCUAACUGCCUGUUCAGGGGCAGAACGACAUUUGUACCUUGUCAGCUUGAGGAUAUGAAUUUGCAACCUUUUGGUUACUAGUCUCAACGAUCUAACCACUAGGCGACCCUGCCGCCCCAGAUUGUGUCGAGGCACAGAGCUGGGGAAAGGUACCAACAAUUUCUGUUGCAUUGAAGGUUCCCAAGAACACUGUGGCCUCCAUCAUUCUUAAAUGGAAGAAGUUUGGAACCACCAAGAGACUCUUCCUAGAGCUGGCCGCCAAUAGCAAAAUGAGCAAUCAGGGGAGAAGGGCCUUGAUCCAUCUGUGGAGAUGGGAGAGCCUUCCAGAAGGACCACCAUCUCUGCAGCAGUCCACCAAUCAGACAUUUAUGGUAGUGUGGCCGGCUGGAAGCGAUUUCUCAAUAAAUGGCACAUGAAUUUUCCAAAUGCACCGAAAGGUCUCCUUAGACCAUGAGAAUCAAGAUUCGCUGGUCUGAUGAAACCAAGAUUGAACUCUUUGGCCUGAAUGCCAAGCGUCCCGUCUAGAGGAAAUCAAUUUUAAAAUAAGGCUGUAAGGUAACAAAAUGUGGGAAAAGUUAAGGGGUCUGAAUACUUUCUGAAUGCAUUGUAUAUUUCACCCCCAGCAAAUAUCUUUUCUGUCACUCACCUGUCCAUUAGUUGAGUAAAAACCUAUUUCAGAGGAACACCUGUACAAAAUGACAUCCCUUGUUAUAGAUACCUUUCUGUUUUGCAGCCUCCGCUAUAUAAUAAAGAUUGAAGUUGUUCCUUUG
This is a messenger RNA of Oncorhynchus kisutch (coho salmon), 3487 nucleotides long. Its product is annotated as serine/threonine-protein phosphatase 2A catalytic subunit alpha isoform-like. Bases 341 to 1270 code for a protein of 309 amino acids. The record is from RefSeq and is a predicted model, not a curated record. Gene Ontology annotation, molecular function: protein serine/threonine phosphatase activity. NCBI's taxonomy places the organism in Eukaryota, Metazoa, Chordata, Actinopteri, Salmoniformes, Salmonidae. The transcript is spliced from 7 exons.